UUUACUGGUUUUCGUCAUAUCCUUGGUCUAUUCGAGCUAUAUCUUUCCGAAAGCGGUGUAGACUCCACUGAGAAGAGGCAGUGACAGCUGAAGAGCGAAGAGGUAGUAGUAAUAUCUCUUUCGGUAGAGCAGAGAAGGAGAAACAGUUGCAUAAAUUUGGUAACAGUAAGAAGAGUGUUGCAGAAAUGUCAGAACCCUCAUCAACAGCUGUUUUGGCCCCUUUCCAAUUUCCUUCUGGCGGGCCAAGUUCACAAAUGUGAACUUUUUUAUAAUCCUUUUCCCCUUUUUCUUCUUAUUUUACCUCCACUUCCAUUGAGCAGAGCUGUAAGAGAGGCGCACGUCUUCCAUUUGUCUUCUUUCUGGUCCAAGAAUAUUACUUUAUGAUUUCGAUUCCAUUCUUGCAUUUCCUUUUCAUUCGCCAUCAUUAUAUCGCUUUUCUUCUCUAAGUAUAUUGCCCGAGAGUCUUGUGAUUCUUAUAACUGCAAGUUUAUCCCAUCCCCAACCUCUCAGCUAUCGGAGUUUUAUAUUGGAUUUUGUCUUCUGAGUCCAAUGAAGCUGUGUUCCGAACUUGAAGUUGACGUCAAUGGUGAAGACAUUUUUUUUGUUAACAAGGAAAUACUUUGUUCAUUCUCCAACAAUUUAAACAAAUUAUUAAGCAAAUCUCCAGAAGCAUCAAUCACAAAACCUCUGAAAGUGAUUCUCCAUGACUUACCAGGAGGGGAAGAGGCCUCGGAGCUCUUGACAAAGUUCUGCUUUGAAAAUGGCAGAAUCCUAAUCACUCCAACCAACGCUUGCCUGCUAGGCUUUGUAGCUCAAUCCAUGGAAGUAAUUGAAAAUGCUGAUUCCCUCAAGGGUUUAAUCAAACAAGCUGAGAAAGCUGUUCAGUGUAUCUCCGAUUGGUCUUGGCCUGAAGUCUUAACAGCUCUACAACAAUGCCAAAGUUUUUUUCCGUUUUCUGACUCUUCAGAAAUCCUGGACAAAGUACUUGAUUCUCUUGUAGCUAGAAUUACCACAGCAAGUGAUUCUAGCCCUUCAACUUGUUCACCCGACAGCUCAGUCCUCCGCAGAUCUUUUGAUACAAAGAGUAACAUUAGUUUGAAGAACAGCCAUCAUCGAGCUUGGUGGUUCGAAGACCUCGUCAUUUUAAGCAUGGCAAUGAUUGAUAAGAUUAUUAGAAGAAUGAUUUCUUUGAAAGUAGAGCAUGCCAAAAUCAGCAGAUUUCUCUUUUAUUAUUUGAAAUGCAAGCUAUCAAAUUUGGCUUCUGAUGAGAAGAGAAAGGUGACUGAGACGGUCAUCGAGCUCCUCUACUCUCUACACAGAAACUCGGUAUCUUGCAAAGGCUUGUUUGAUAUUCUUCGCAUCUCUUCAUCUCAAAAUCUUAGCAGUUGUUGCAGGGACAGAUUGGAGAUUAUGAUUGGCAGUCAGAUUGAUCAAGCUACUUUGGAUAAUCUACUGAUUUCUUCUCCUACUAAGACUGAAAGCCUUUAUGAUGUGAACAUACUCCUAAGGUUCUUGACACACUUUCUUUCUUGUGGAGGACGAACAACAUUAGCUCGAUUGAAGAAGGUUGCAGGCCUUCUGGAUUUGUAUAUGGCUGAAGUUGCACCUGAUAUCUUCUUAAAACAUUCAAAAUUUGUAGAACUAAUCACAGCACUCCCUGACAUCGCAAGGGAUUCUCAUGACUCCUUGUAUAGAGCCAUUGAUAUGUUUCUUCAGGUUCACAAUAGAUUGACAGAAGCGGAGAAGAUGAAGAUUUGUUGCACCAUUAAUUAUGAGAAGCUCUCGUUACAAUCUUGCAAGCACCUGGCUCAGAACUCCAAAUUUCCACCUAGAACUGCAGUUCAAGCGCUACUGUCUCAGCAAUCCAAAAUCAAGGGCCUGCUCGAAGAGUCCAACCACUUCAGAUCCUUUAAUGGUGAACAAAAACAAUCAAAAGAUGGAGAACAGAUCAUUCUGUAUGACAAGAAGGUAGAUCCAUUGAUGGAAAAUGAAAAGCUCAGAGCUCAUCUCCAAGGCAUGCGGUGGAAGGUGAUAGAGCUAGAGAAGGCUUGCAGGAAGAUGCAGAACCAGAUGACUAAGAUGGUGAAAACCAAGUCUUCCUGUCCGACAGGCUCAAGAUCACUUCCCAGGCUCUGCUCAUGAUUAAAGAUCUCUGAUUUCCUUUAUUUUUGGCUUUUAUUCAUAGCUAAUCUGUACAGCGUACAUUGGCAUUUUGGUUUCCCAAACCUUUUUGUAUGGACGAAAAGGUAAAGCUGGUGGAGAGCUGUGUGAAAAUGAGAGCUUUUUGGAUUGUUCCUGCUUUAAUUGCUCGUUGACAAAUCAAUUUGUACAGCUUUUGCGAAGCUUUCUUCUUCUUUUAUCAUCUUUUCAGCCACAGUUUUAUCUUUUUAACAUCU
Phalaenopsis equestris is the source of this 2396-nucleotide messenger RNA. Its product is annotated as BTB/POZ domain-containing protein At3g22104. NCBI's taxonomy places the organism in Eukaryota, Viridiplantae, Streptophyta, Magnoliopsida, Asparagales, Orchidaceae. The transcript has 3 exons. The coding region runs from base 550 to 2142 and encodes 530 amino acids. The record is from RefSeq and is a predicted model, not a curated record.